Messenger RNA from Mesoplodon densirostris (Blainville's beaked whale), 540 nucleotides. It is a transcript of the gene CAV3, whose product is annotated as caveolin 3. The record is from RefSeq and is a predicted model, not a curated record. Gene Ontology annotation, cellular component: caveola. Gene Ontology annotation, molecular function: transmembrane transporter binding; molecular adaptor activity; connexin binding. Gene Ontology annotation, biological process: caveola assembly; regulation of membrane depolarization during cardiac muscle cell action potential. The coding region runs from base 85 to 540 and encodes 151 amino acids. NCBI's taxonomy places the organism in Eukaryota, Metazoa, Chordata, Mammalia, Artiodactyla, Ziphiidae. The transcript has 2 exons.
GACACUGGUGUCCCUGCCCCAGGUCUUUUCAGCCCCGCUGGCCACACGGCUGCGAUCUCCUCCAGCAGGUCACCCAGCUCCACGAUGAUGGCUGAGGAGCACACAGACCUGGAGGCCCAGAUCGUCAAGGACAUUCACUUCAAGGAGAUCGACCUGGUGAACCGGGACCCCAAGAACAUUAACGAGGACAUAGUGAAGGUGGAUUUCGAAGACGUGAUCGCGGAGCCCGUGGGCACCUACAGUUUCGAUGGCGUGUGGAAGGUGAGCUACACCACCUUCACCGUCUCCAAGUACUGGUGCUACCGCCUGCUGUCCACGCUGCUGGGGGUCCCGCUGGCCCUGCUCUGGGGCUUCCUCUUCGCCUGCAUCUCCUUCUGCCACAUCUGGGCGGUGGUGCCCUGCAUCAAGAGCUACCUGAUCGAGAUCCAGUGCAUCAGCCACAUCUACUCGCUCUGCAUCCGCACCUUCUGCAACCCGAUCUUUGCCGCCCUGGGCCAGGUCUGCAGCAACAUCAAGGUGAUGCUGCGGAAAGAAGUGUGA